Molecule: messenger RNA, 474 nt
Organism: Alternaria infectoria
Lineage: Eukaryota; Fungi; Ascomycota; Dothideomycetes; Pleosporales; Pleosporaceae
Exons: 1
Coding region: 1-474 (157 amino acids)
Source: RefSeq, a predicted model, not a curated record
AUGCCAACAGAGAUCUCAGCACCUCUACACUUCCGCACUCUUUUGAACGGCCACACCUAUCUCAUCGCCGACUUCUACGCAACAUGGUGUCCACCUUGCAAGCAAAUCGCGCCCAUCUACAACCAACUCUCCACAGCACACACCUCACCAGGGAGAUUCGCAUUCGUAAAGGUCAAUGUGGAUGAGCAAAGGGAGAUCGCGGGGCAAUAUGGUGUCACGGCUAUGCCUACGUUCAUGGUCUUCAAGGAUGGAAAGAAGAUUGAGGAGAUCAGGGGCGCGGAUGUGAGGGCGCUGAAGGCUGCUGUGGAGAAGGUUGCUGGUGAGCUCGGGAAGGUUAAGGAGGAGAAGGUAGAGGCAAAGAAGGCAGAGGCCAAGCCAGAGGUCACAGAAGAAAAGAAGAGCGAAGAGGAGAAGACGGUUAGUGGUAGCUAUGGGAUGACUGGGGGGAACAAUUGGAAGAUGUCGUUGCAUUAG